Teleopsis dalmanni is the source of this 1673-nucleotide messenger RNA. Its product is annotated as myrosinase 1. The record is from RefSeq and is a predicted model, not a curated record. Lineage: Eukaryota; Metazoa; Arthropoda; Insecta; Diptera; Diopsidae. Gene Ontology annotation, biological process: carbohydrate metabolic process. Gene Ontology annotation, molecular function: beta-glucosidase activity.
CCCUUCUAAUCAAAAUUUUCAAAGACGUUUUCCUAAAGAUUUUUUGUGGGGUGUUGGAUCAUCAUCAUAUCAAAUAGAAGGAGGCUGGAAUGCAGACGAUAAAGGCGAAUCUAUUUGGGAUCAUUUAACACAUAAUUAUCCAGAGAAGAUUGAUGACAAAUCAAAUGCAGAUACAACUGCAGAUAGCUUUCAUCAAUGGCGUCGAGAUGUGGAAAUGGUACACGAACUACAUGUCGGAAUCUAUCGCUUCUCAAUCUCAUGGCCACGUAUUAUGCCCGGAGGCUACAUGAAUCAAGUCAGCAAUGAUGGCAUCAAAUAUUAUAGUAAUCUAAUUGAUGAAUUACUACAUUAUAAUAUUACACCUAUGGUUACUAUUUAUCAUUGGGAGCUACCACAACGCUUACAAGAAUUAGGUGGUUGGACCAAUCCUGAAAUUAUACCUCUUUUUAAAGAUUAUGCUCGUUUAUUGUUUGAAAUGUUCGGAGAUCGCAUUAAAAUUUGGACAACUAUUAAUGAGCCAUGGCAUGUUUGCGAACAUGGAUAUGGUGUUGAUUAUAUGGCACCCUCACUUAACUAUCCAGGCAUACCAAGUUAUCUUUGUGCACAUAAUUUACUAAAAGCACAUGCUGAAGUGGUGCAUAUGUAUCGUGAUAAUUAUAAAAAUUCACAAAAAGGUAAAAUUGGUAUUACAUUAGAUGUUUCAUGGCCGGAGCCAAAAACAAAUUCUCCAGAAGAUCAUGCUGCUUCAGAACAAGCGAUGCAGUUUUAUGUCGGUUGGUACGGUCAUCCCAUAUUUAGUAAGAAAGGCAAUUACCCUCCAGUUAUGAUUGAACGCAUUAGAAAUUUAAGUAAAGAACAAGGAUUUACCAGAUCACGUUUACCUGAAUUUACAAGAGAGGAGAUUAAUCGUAUUCGCGGUACAUCCGAUUUCUUUGGCAUUAAUACGUACACAACUAAUUUGGUUACAAAAAAUAGCCAUAAUAAUACAGCAGGUUUUCCAGUACCGUCCUUCAAUCAUGAUAUGGGAGUUAUAGAAACACAAGAUCCUAGCUGGCCUGGAUCUGGUUCCGUAUGGUUAAAGGUUUAUCCAAAGGGCAUGUACAAUCUUUUGAUGUGGAUUAAAAAUGAGUACAAUGAUCCAAUCAUUAUAGUGACUGAAAAUGGGGUUAGUGACAGAGGUGGCUUGGAAGAUUAUGAUCGUGUUGAUUACUACAACUUAUAUUUGACAUCUGUAUUGGAUGCAAUUGACGAUGGUGCUAAUAUUCAGGGAUAUAUUGCUUGGAGUUUAAUGGAUAGCUAUGAAUGGAAAGCUGGAUUCGCAGAAAAAUUUGGUUUAUAUCAUGUGGAUUUCACACAUCCUAAUCGUACCCGAACUCCAAAGAUUUCAGCACAAGUUUACGCUCAUAUCUGCAAAACAAAUAUGAUUGAUUGGAAUUAUCGACCCACUUUAAAUGAACAACAAAUAUCUGCAAUGGCACGUCUUCCGGAAACUGAUUACACCGCAUCAGGGGCUGUUAUUAACAGCAGAAACGUGGUAUGGUUAAGCACGUUAUUUAGUGUUGUUUCAGGUGUUCUGUUUGGUGUAAUUUUAAGAUCCUAAAGUUUUAUUUAUUAAUUUGUUAUUAUUUAUUUUUUUUUAUUUAUGUAAAUUUUUAUUUAUCGUUUUUGUUUAU